AAACGACCUUGAGCGGCCUAGUGAAGGGCGGUCCAGUUGCCGUGCCUUGGCUGGAUAUACGAGCAUGUUGAAUGCAUUGUUUCGCUUAGUCUAGUGAUGGAUGCAGCUUUUUGGAGGUUUUAUAUCAUUAAUUUUACAAACAAAUGAAUUUCAGAUGGAUUUAUGGAAAAGCAUUGAGAAAAAUCUGUCUUGGUUUGACUUGUCGUCGGAGGUGCGUAUACAGUUGAACGAUGACCCAAAGAAGUACGAGGAACAAAUUUUGUUACACAGUUUUCGAAAUCAGUUGCGCUACACCGGAAAUAUAGUACAAUCGGUAUGCAAAGUGUUUAGAUAAUCUCAACUUAAGGUCAUAAAACGUGAAAAAAAAUACUACGAGAAACUUGUUGAUUAUGGAAGACAACAUUAUCUUCUAUAUCCUUACCACUUACAAGACAAAAUAGUCCGUGGUUUGCAAAUUACGCAGUUUGUCUACUACCGUCGCAUGAUAAUUGACCUUAUUUCGACUGAAAAGUCAUAUGACUGUCUCCCAAAUUUUACUGCUGCAGAUUGCUUACGUUUGUUGGGAAUUGGCAGAAAUCAGUAUAUUGAGCUUGUUAACACUUACAAGAGUUUCCUGUCGUCAAUAGGUCCUGACGAAAAUGAAAUUCAGGGACUUCUUUGUGACAUUCUGCCGUCACAGCCAGUCGAUAAAGUCAUAUUUGAGCCCUGGUAUGUAGUUCGUAUUGGGUCAGUUAUGUUAUCUGACAUACAAGCAUCUACGGAUUCCGAGCGCAUAACGAUCGACCAGCUUAUAGAUGCUGAAAAAGCAGAUGAUUUGGAGGAAUCCAACCAAGUCGGUCCCGGAAUUCUGGUUAAAGAUCUUGAUCAAAAUAUCAUCAAAGGACUUUACCUUCGUGGUUUGGUUUACAUUGAUAUUCCAGUGUCUUGUGACGACAAGAUAUGUGUCCCUACACUUGAGGGCUUCGUAAUGAAUCGUAUCAGUGGAGAUAGUAGAGAAAAUCUUUUAUACAAGAUUUUUGUCACUGCUGAUGAGAAUACAUCAGUUAGUGAACUAGCCGAGUGUCUGCAGGUAGAUGUGAAUUCAGUAAAACAAGCUGCUUCUAUAUUUUGUCGGUUGGGGUUUGCUCAAAAACGGAUUGGACGUCUAGAGAGUCGAACACAGCCUUUUCAAAUUCCAAUAUCCAUUGAGGAGUCUGAUACGCUGCUACACACGGAAAACUCAGUUGUCGACGCAAACUUAGAUUCUUUUCCAUCUAUAGAUGACCACCCUCAGCAGAAAAAAAAGUUGGUUCUAAUAUUUGAUUCGACCAUCACGGCUUAUCUCAUGAUGGGCAAUUUAUCACCCAACUUAAAGCCUCAUGCAGUUACAAUGUUUGAAGUCGGGAAAUUAUCAGAUGAUUCAUUGAAUUCUUUCAUAUUUGAAUUAAACCAUCUUGCUCCUGUUUCAGAAGGUGAAGCCGGAGUUUAUCGCGAGUAUGCUCUGAAUUUAAGAAAAACAAUCCAUUUUUUGCGUAGUCAGGCUUCAUUAGACUCAACGGACUUUUGUGAUGUGGAUUUAAUUAGAGGUGGUUCGUUGUUAAGUUUAGAGGCUGAAACACGCAUACGAGUUUUACGCAAGAACUAUAAUGUAGUUGUUAGCCUUAUUCCCUCAACAUAUGAAGACCAGCAAGCUUCUGAUUCCCAAUGGCCACCACAUUUAGGACCACCUAUAUCAGAAGCUAAUUCUCCAUGGUUCGGUUUUUUCAUUUCUUGUAUCGCAAGCAAUACAAUUCAAAGAAAACAGAAUCUCAGUGUUAAUGUAUUGCCUACUCUUUUGAUAACAUGUGGUACUAGAAUAUCUAGACUUCCAUUACCUUUACGAGGAAUUUCACGCUUCUGGCUUACUGCAUGGGGUCAUGAUGCUGUAGUGGUAGACUCAACUAAUUUUUUAACCACAGCAAACGAUAUGCUUCUAUCAUCACCUGUACUUAUCCAAGCUAUCGAAAGUUAUGAAUUUGAAGAAAAUUUAUCCCAGAGGUACAUACCUUUACCUAUUUCCAAGGAAUUCUUACAACAUUCAUCCAGUUGUGUACCAGAAUUCAUAAUACAUCUUAUGAACGUUAUCGAUUUAACCUAUGUCUCUGGAUAUAUCAUAGUACUGGCUCCAAUGAACAAGUGUGAACACGACCAAGAUCUGAAUAAACUAGCUUCAGAAGACCAAAACUUUUUAUUAACUAGCACAGACUCCAUUUUACAACGCGAUCAACAAAAAAGUGAAUACAAUUGUUCUAGGAAAGCUGUUUUAGUGGAAAAUGAAUUGCUCACUAUUAUGAAUGAGCAUAAGCCAAUCUAUUUCAUUACUUUACGUCUAGGUUUGCCCAUUUUUAACAUGGAAUUAAAUCACGCAGUUUGUGCUCAAAUAUCUAGUCAGAAUUUACUAUCCACUAAUAACCGCAAUCAUCUUGAAGCUACUAAUCAUCUACUUGUUGAAGAAUUUACAAAAUUUAUUUUUAAUGACUGUUCAGGUUUGUUACCUAACCAAAACCAAUGUAGUUAUUCAACCCUUGUAACCAGUUCUGGUGGUAAUUUUCCUGAUACCUGGCCCCUUCCUACAAAAAAUAUGAUGUGCGCUAAUGGUAUUUUGUCAUUUUUUUAGUCUUUUUCGCCACACCUAAUAAUAUUUAAUCUGCAAUUAUUUUUGGUUGUAACGCGUACAUAUCUAUUUCGGUCAAAUGAUAUAAUCGUUUGAUGAACACUCAUUUUAAGUUUUUUUGCGUGGAUUAUCUGUUAUUCAGGUAUCACUUAGGUUUUGUCUUUUUCUAUUUUUAAUUUCUACCCGUCCUUUCAUUUUUUUAUUUAACCCUAAAAAUAUAUUGUCAUACAUGUGACAGCAGUGCAUAUCGUUCUAUUUAUUCCGUAAUUGAUUCCUGACCAAGUCGCGUCCUCUAUAUAUCAGUAACUGCAUAUUGGAUAUAUCAGCGAUCAAUGUGAACUUGGUAAUUAGAUUACAGGUAGUUUUGAACAAGUUAUAACUUAAAAAUAACCCUGUAAAAAAUCUUUCAUUUACGUAAAAACAAGUUACUGAACAAUGUCGGGAAGUAUUUUUAAUCUAUAAUAUUUUCCAGACCUCUCACAAGCAGUAAGCUCAAGGAAUUUUUUCCUAAUUAAUCUUUAAGUUGUACCAAAGUUUUGUAAUUUUCGUUCCAACUAAAUUCACAUCAAGAAUAUAAUCUUAUCG
This is a messenger RNA of Schistosoma margrebowiei, 3217 nucleotides long. Lineage: Eukaryota; Metazoa; Platyhelminthes; Trematoda; Strigeidida; Schistosomatidae. The record is from the annotation of a GenBank genome assembly.